This is a messenger RNA of Fusarium sp. VM40, 762 nucleotides long. NCBI's taxonomy places the organism in Eukaryota, Fungi, Ascomycota, Sordariomycetes, Hypocreales, Nectriaceae. The record is from the annotation of a GenBank genome assembly.
AUGCGGUCAAUCUUAUUGACUCUAGUUUCGCUACUCAACUUCAGCUUCUUCGUCCAGGUCCAAUGUGAGAGCAACUUUAUCGUCCCAGCGACCUACGAUGAUACGGACCGAGACGCCAACAACCCGCGAUACGAGAUAGGCGAGAACAUAAAGCUCAGAUGGUUGACUGACCUCAAAGAGGCAGCCAUCCUCGUUGUGCAACUCUUUUCCAACUCGACGCAACGAUAUUACAUUAUUGAACAAAAUACCACGGACAAAACUACCUCUUGGACAAUCGAUUUUAACUCGGACAACAGCUUCUGGAAGGAUGCAUAUAACGGCAGUGACCUUAUAUUCUGGUUCGAAAUAUACAAAGCUGAGUCGCCUCUCGCCGAAGAUCCCGUUGUCAUGUCUCGAAACUUCAACGUCAGCGUAUCCGAUACAGACGCGAGCGAGUCUUCCAGCUCUUCGACAUCCGGCCCUUCAUCCUCAGCAAGCUCCGAUGUAGAUUCAGGUGCCGAUUCACCUUCCGACUCAGGGAUCUCUGCCAGGGCUACUGCUGGUAUUGCAGUUGGGGCUGCCGUGGGCGCAUUAUUAAUCGGUGCAUGCGGCCUCUUACUAUGGAGGAAUUUACGAAAGGACAAAACUGUAGGACAACUGCUUCCCCAAGACGAUAUCGCUUAUCACCAGCCUGCUGGGCAAUAUACCCCAUAUCAGGAAGUUCCUGGCGCGAUGAAACCUGAGCUACACAAUGAGUCUGCUCAUCUUCACGAAGCGCCAUGA